GACGCAGAGCGAGGUCGCGACAUUUCCGGCGCCAGACUCCCCGCCUCUUGGUCUGUGCUCCCUCGUCAAUCCGAGAAGACCUGUAAGAAAGCGGUUCGGGUACUUGCCCCUGCAGGUGCAGACCCGCGUGUAGUCUCCUGUGUGGACUGUGUGAGAGGGAACAAUGCAGAAGGACUCUGGCCCACUAGUGCCUUUACAUUGGAUUGGUUUUGGCUAUGCAGCACUGGUUGCUUCUGGUGGGAUCAUUGGUUAUGCAAAAGCUGGUAGUGUCCCAUCUCUGGCUGCUGGGCUCCUCUUUGGUGGUUUGGCAGGCCUGGGCGCUUAUCAGCUCUCUCAGGAUCCAAGGAACGUCUGGGUUUUCCUAGCUACAUCUGGAACCUUGGCUGGCAUUAUGGGAAUGAGAUUCUACCACUCUGGAAAAUUUAUGCCUGCGGGCUUAAUUGCGGGUGCCAGCUUGCUGAUGGUUGCCAAACUUGGAAUUAACUUGUUCAAUAGACCCCAUCAGUCAUAGUAAUGUUCCAGCUUGGACUCUUGAAGAAUUUUAAAACUACCACUACUUUUAGUGUAUUGAGAGAAAUAAAUGCAGCAUUUUCACAUAUGCAGACAUUUUACUUAAAAAAACAUUGAACUUUGCAGAGAAAAGUACCAGCUGUUAUUAUUACAACCCUAAAGAGAUGGGUAGCAUAUAACAUGAGUUUAUAAUGCCCUCAUAGAAUCUGAUUCUUGUAUGUUGAUGUUAUUUCUUUCUGCACUUUUACAUAAAGUCUCAAGGGGUAAAAUGUUAGGUGUCAACAUUGGGGGCCCUGAAACUCCCCAUGCCUUGUUUAGAAGAACAUUGUGAAGAAAAAAUCUCUGAGAUUUGGGAUAUCUGUUCUUUUGCUCAUCUUAGAGCACAGACCUUCUUUGAAAUUAUGUAAAGGAAAUAUUAGUGGAAAUAAAGUUUAGUAUAA
Phyllostomus discolor (pale spear-nosed bat) is the source of this 950-nucleotide messenger RNA. Its product is annotated as transmembrane protein 14C. The coding region runs from base 164 to 511 and encodes 115 amino acids. The record is from RefSeq and is a predicted model, not a curated record. Gene Ontology annotation, biological process: regulation of heme biosynthetic process. Gene Ontology annotation, cellular component: mitochondrial membrane. The transcript is spliced from 6 exons. NCBI's taxonomy places the organism in Eukaryota, Metazoa, Chordata, Mammalia, Chiroptera, Phyllostomidae.